This is a messenger RNA of Eublepharis macularius, 4864 nucleotides long. RefSeq names its product DEAH-box helicase 37 (gene DHX37). NCBI's taxonomy places the organism in Eukaryota, Metazoa, Chordata, Lepidosauria, Squamata, Eublepharidae. Gene Ontology annotation, molecular function: ATP binding; RNA binding. Gene Ontology annotation, biological process: maturation of SSU-rRNA from tricistronic rRNA transcript (SSU-rRNA, 5.8S rRNA, LSU-rRNA). Gene Ontology annotation, cellular component: nucleolus; intracellular anatomical structure. The coding region runs from base 48 to 3470 and encodes 1140 amino acids. The transcript has 27 exons. The record is from RefSeq and is a predicted model, not a curated record.
UUGCUUUUGGGGGUUCCACGUGGGUGGCUCCCUUAAGCUGCACCCCGAUGGGGAAAGCUCGUAAGCGGCAUAACUGGAAGGCGCGUUUGCCAGGCGGAUCCGGCCAGCAGGAUGUCCCGGUCCAGGAGACCGUGCAGCUAGAACUGGGGGAUGAAGCCUCCUUGAAAGGAGUGGAUGGAAGCAACGCCUUGGUGCUUCCGUCACGAAAAACCAAAGGUCGAAAAAGGGAGCCCGAGAAGGGCCCAGAAAAGAAACCUCUGAGCAAAAAGAGGAAAAAACUUCUACAGAAGGUUUUGGAGCAGAAGGAAAAAAAGGAGAAGCGCGCCGAGCUGCUAAGAAAGCUGAGUGAAGUCCAGGCUCCAGAAACUGAAAUGAAGCUGUUGUAUACUACAUCUAAGCUAGGGAUGGGGAAACGCAUGUACCAGCAGAAACGGACAAUCCAGGAAGUGAGGGCCUCCUGUCCGGAAAGGAUUAGGAGCGUUGCGGGUGCUAACAAGAAAAGCAAACUUGAACCAGAUGUCGAGUCUGAGGAGGAGGAGGAAGAUGAAAGCUCAAGUGCGCAGGAAGGAGAACCAGAAGAUCAGAUAGGCAAAACCAGCCCCGUGAUCCCGAGUGCCACUCCAGUGCCACUCCAGCCAACGAAUGCAGCCACGGCUUCCCCCAGCAUCCCAAAGCAACGUGGUCCACCUUCCAAGCCCUCCUCAGUGCCUGCAGUUUUCAUCCCUGUGGAUAGAUCUCCAGAGAUUCAGGAAGCCAGACUGAAGCUGCCAAUUCUGGCGGAAGAGCAAGUCAUCAUGGAAGCCAUUAACGAGAACCCGGUGAUUAUUGUGUGCGGAGAAACCGGCAGUGGUAAAACUACUCAAGUACCCCAGUUCCUUUAUGAAGCAGGGUAUGCCAGCUCCGGCGGUAUCAUUGGCAUCACAGAACCUCGGCGUGUCGCAGCCGUGUCCAUGUCCCAUCGUGUUGCAAAAGAGAUGAAUUUGUCCCAUCGGGUGAUUUCGUACCAAAUACGUUACGAAGGGAACGUGACUGCCGAAACCAGAAUCAAAUUCAUGACGGAUGGUGUGCUGUUAAAGGAAAUCCAGAAGGAUUUCUUGUUGUCCAAGUACCGAGUCAUUAUUCUCGAUGAAGCUCACGAAAGAAGCGUGUACACGGAUAUCCUGAUCGGCCUCUUGUCUCGCAUCGUGCCCCUUCGGGCCAAGAAGGGGCAUCCGCUGAAGCUGGUCGUUAUGUCUGCCACUCUACGUGUGGAAGACUUCACGGCCAACAAGAAACUGUUUUCUACGCCUCCUCCCGUUAUACAGGUGGAUGCGAGGCAGUUUCCCGUGGCCGUUCACUUUAACAAAAGAACCCCUCUGGAUGACUAUGCUGGGGAAUGUUUCCGGAAGGUCUGCAAAAUUCACCGAAUGCUACCCUCAGGAGGCAUCUUGGUGUUCCUCACCGGCCAGGCGGAAGUGCAUUCGCUUUGUAGGAGGCUGAGGAAGUUUUUUCCUUUCCGCAGAAAUGUGCCCCAAGGUGAUGAAGACAAGGAGGAUUCAGUGGAAGAAACAAGGAAAUUUAAGAAAGCGAAACACACCAAAAAAAUGGCACUACCUAAAAUUGAUCUAGAUAACUACUCUGUUAUGCCGGUUGACGAAGGAGAUGAGGACAGAGAUGCUGGAGCGGAGGAUGAUGAAGAUGCUGACGUUGUGGGCUCGGAUCUUGACCUUGACUUGGGAGAAGAUGGCUUGGAAGAUGAGAAGCCGGACUCUUCCCUUCCACUUUACGUUCUUCCGCUCUACUCCUUACUGGCGCCAGAAAAACAAGCCAAGGUUUUCAGGCCUCCUCCUGCUGGGACACGGUUAUGUGUCGUGGCCACCAACGUGGCCGAAACAUCUUUGACCAUCCCAGGCAUCAAGUAUGUGGUGGACUGUGGGAAGGUGAAGAAGCGUUUCUAUGACAAAAUCACUGGGGUUUCAUCUUUCAAAGUCACCUGGACGUCUCAGGCUUCUGCCAACCAACGGGCCGGUCGAGCCGGCCGCACGGAACCUGGCCACUGUUACAGGCUCUACUCUUCGGCUGUCUUCAGCGACUUCGAGAAGUUCACUCCUCCAGAGAUUACCAGGCGACCCGUUGAAGAUUUAAUUUUGCAGAUGAAAGCGCUGAACAUUGAAAAGGUGAUCAAUUUCCCUUUCCCUACGCCUCCACCAACGGAUGCGCUUGUAGCUGCUGAGGACUUGCUGAUUGCUCUGGGGGCCUUGCAGGAACCGCCCAGAUCUGGAAGGCUGAAAAAACUCCAGGAAGCAAAGCUGAGCUGUCCCAUUAGCCCCUUGGGGAUUACGAUGGCAUCCUUUCCAGUGGCGCCCCGUUACGCGAAGAUGCUUGCUCUAAGCAGACAGCACAAUUGCUUACCCUACAUCAUCACUUUAGUGUCUGCCCUGACAGUUCGAGAGCUUUUUGAAGAGUUUGACAGACCUGCCAUGAGCGAAGCCGAGCAGGAGAAGCUCAAGGGGAAAAAGGCACGAGUGGCACAGAUGCAGCGGAUCUGGGCCGGACAAGGACCCUCCCAGAAAUUGGGAGACCUCAUGGUAAUGUUAGGAGCCGUGGGGGCCUGCGAGUAUGCAGGAUGCGCGCCCAGCUUCUGUGAGGCAAACGGCCUGCGCUACAAAGCCAUGGUGGAAAUCAGGCGCUUGCGAGGACAGCUGACCACAGCAGUGAACUCAAUCUGCUCCGAUGCCAGCCUUUUUGUUGACCCCAAAAUGAAGCCCCCGACAGAGACCCAGGUGACUUACCUGCGACAGAUAGUCCUGGCAGGGCUUGGAGACCACAUUGCCCGAAGGAUCCAAGCAGAAGAGCUCCUCGAUGAGAAGUGGAAAAAUGGUUACAAGACUCCCCUUCUGGACGAUCCAGUCUUCAUCCACCCGAACUCUGUCCUCUUCAAACAGCUCCCUGAGUUUGUGGUCUAUCAGGAAAUAGUUGAAACCACAAAAAUGUACAUGAAAGGCAUUUCAGCCAUCGAGCCCGACUGGAUUCCCCUCCUCUUGCCUCCCUACUGCCACUUCGAAAAGCCACUCGAUCAUCCUCCCCCUUCUUACUGUCCUAAAACAGGCAGCGUCAAAUGCCAUAGGCCUAGUGUCUUCUAUCGGAUUGGGUGGCAACUUCCAGCCGUGGAGGUGGAUUACCCUGAAGGCAUCGAUCGCUACAAAUACUUCGCCAAGUUCUUACUGGAAGGGAAGGUCUUUAAAAAGUUGGGCUCCUUUACCCGCUGCCUGCUGUCUAAUCCUUCCACAAUGUUGAAAACGUGGGCCAAACUCCAACCAAGGACCGAGUCCCUCCUGAAAGCUCUGGUGUCAGAAAACGCUGAUAAUCGGGAUGCGUUACUUACUGCCUGGAACAGGAACCCAAAAUAUAUGUUGACCGAAUAUUGUCAGUGGAUCCCAGAAGCGGCACAUGAAAACGUAUCUAAAAUUUGGCCACCAGUAAUGCCGUGAACUGUCGAGCACGUUGUCCUCUGCUGACCCCUCCACAAGGGCCUCCCCUAGAACUGCCUUGGCUGCGAAGACCCAACAGGGAAAGAGGUGUCCGUAUUUGCAAGGAAAGGAAAAGACUGGCUUGUUCACGGAGUGGUGGGCCGUCUUCAUUCCUUUGCGUCGGUUCCUUGCAGUGUGCUUGCUUAGGUGGGCACAUAUAUUGUAUUGAAGGGAGCAGAUCCAUGGAUACAAAAGGACACGCACAGAGAUGUUCUUCCUCCCUUGGUAUGAAUGGGGAUAUCGUUAUGGGUAGAUGUAUCUAUCAUAUACAAAGACGUUUUAGUGCUUAGCUAGUUCGGGAGAUUUCAUUGUUGCCAAGUGGCUCGAGCUCUUAACUCCCUGGUUUUACUGCAGCUGACAAACCGAGAGGCCAGCAUCCUUUUCUAGGAAAUGCACUUUACCAAGAUGGAUCAGUCCAAACUGUGAUACAUCCUAGUCUGAAAGAACAAUUUCAGGAUCACCGGCAAGCCUCAGUUUGAGUUGAACACUGAAAUAAAGACACUCUACUCUAUUGCUAUAAAAGGAUCAUCCAAGACAUUUUGCUGGCCGCGUUCAUAAGGGUGGCUAGUUGGAUAAUUUUCAGCUGUGUUGUUCUUUUUCCUUUUGGAAAAAAAAACGCAUUUAGGCUAUAUUAGUUUUGUGGUCAGAUCUCCCUUGGGGUCCGAGGUGCCUUGAACACCCACGUCCAGAGAGAGAAGAAACUGGCAUCCUCAUAACUUCUGAAAACAAGCUAACACUUUCUUUCCCCUACAUUUAUUUUCUGCUUGUUUGAUCUCUACUAGGAUUUUUUUAUGCCGUGGAAUAUGUGUGUUCCCUUUAAACGUGUAUAUAUAUAUAUUUAACUAUAUAUAUAUUUGCAAUUUGAGCAAGAACUUAUAAAAACAUUACAAAGAAUACAUUUUUCAGAGAUGUAAUCAUGAAUGUAUGAAUGAGAAACGUAAGUCGUUUUAAGAUUUAUGGAUUGAUGUGAGACAGUCUUGAUGUACAUCCUUAACAUAAAGGGCCAUCCUACGCUGCCCCAGGCGUGUUGGAAUGAAGCGCUGGCUUCACUGGGCAGGAGAGGGGGAUGGCGGAGCUGGUGUUAGCUUGCUAGGUUGCUUCAAGCAAAUGAAAUACCCCUUAUGGAAAAAGGUUAUUUUCAAAGCCGUUUGGUUGUGUUGCCAUUUGAGGGGCACAAUUUAGUGUAAUUGGUAGAGGGCUGGCCAAAAAUGGUGCUCUCCGUACUUAAAGCAGCUAAAGGCUUCUUUACUGUAUAAAUUCACUAUGUAUAACAUGUUAAUAAUUGGUUUUGUAUUACAAUAAUGCAAUUUUCUGAAAUGUUUCUGAAAUAAAGAGACCUUUUCUUUUCCUACUCA